This is a messenger RNA of Truncatella angustata, 1879 nucleotides long. RefSeq lists its product as uncharacterized. The transcript is spliced from 2 exons. Bases 77 to 1669 code for a protein of 530 amino acids. The record is from RefSeq and is a predicted model, not a curated record. Lineage: Eukaryota; Fungi; Ascomycota; Sordariomycetes; Amphisphaeriales; Sporocadaceae.
GAUAAACAAGAAAUUUCCCUCAAAAGGAUGUGUUCGGCCUGUGGGAGCCAGCCAGAUUGUGGUUAAGAUUCCCCAGAUGACUGUCGCAUUGCAAGCCGAAUACGAGAAAGUCCCCGGACUUACAGAGAAUGGAAUGCCUGUUGCCCAUCUACGAUCUUUCAAGGAUAUCAACAACGACUAUGCAGAUGACAGCCGAGUCUCGCAAGAUUCCGGUGUUGCUGCAAUCGAACUAGUCUUGAACGCAUCUCCAUCAUGGCUCACAAGUCCCACCAAGGUUGGUUCCCAGUCAUGUCAUACACCAGGCAGACUACCAUACGCUUUGAGAGGUCAAACUGGGAGCAGCCCAGCAAAAAGAGAAACUACAAACUUCAGGACGCUUAAAGUCGACGAGACUAAGCACCAAGAUCCGACCUAUCAGCCUUCAGAAGCAGAGAACCCAUCUGAAAGUUCCGACUCUACCGAAUGCAAUGUCUCGAAAUUGAUUAAAAAAACGCGCGUGGAUGCGACAGCUAGACAGGCGUUGCAACACCACAACCAUGUCACCCAAGGUCAUAAUAUAUAUUCUCCGAGGACCGCAACGAUGUCAACCGGAGGAAGGCGCGCUCGCAAUUUGUCCACUGUUAUGCCGGCCCUCAUUUCGUCUACUCCUAUACCAGCGCCCAGCAUUAAUGAUUUACUGCAGAAGAUCAGACACACUGUAUCGCCCAGUCAUUCCCAAGCUGCACUCAAUGCUCGAGAAGUAGCAAAAUCCCCGUUAGAGCCGAAGACUCCUAAUCACUACCAAAAUGUGGUGGGUCCGAAGAACUUUUCACUUGCACCUAUAACCCUAACUGCUAUGCUGGCCACUACUUCAGAAAAGAAUGUCAACGACACCGAUCCGAGACCAGACAGCAAAACUCGCAAGAGGAAGCGUCGUGAUGAUCGCGAUGUGGACACGAAGAUAUCCGGUCACAUUCCCAAGAAACAGAAACGGCAGCGAAGUUUGAAGAAGCAUAGAUUAUUGGAGAAGCGCAAGGAUAGAGCACGUAAGGCCGAAGGAGGAGAACAGUCUUAUCGCAACAAAGACAUCGACGGCAGGCAGGGCAAACCGAACACACCAAGUCAGAGCCGCGACAACAUGCUAGACAAAUGUAUUGUUGAAACGUCACACUCCGCCCAUGGGCGAGCUUCAACAACCUUCAACUUUGAGCAACACAUACAAACUCCGAGCGAUGUCGCUGGCCAUCCCCAUACAGUAAAUCCGCAAGCGCCACCAACUGGAAAUGAUGUGACAGCGGCACGCAGGUAUUCGGGGAGGACUAAGAAGGUCCAAAAUCAAAAGAGAAGACUGUUUAGUCUAGGCGUUGAUGUAAACAGCAAGGCGGUGAUGGCAGCACCAGAAUAUCCUGCUUUGGCACAAAUAUCGCUGGGCACAAUGCAGAACUUCAAACGCAAGGCAAUGGAGUUGAGGCCUAGCCUCUAUGACCAUAGUCCUACUCUUCCCGUUUUAACUGUCAAACCAGAGCCUCCCGAGGAGUAUGAUGCUACGAGUUUGGACCAGUCCUUGGGCGUUUUGACGAGAAAAUCCGGUAGCAAGGAAGCCAAGAAUAACAACUCCAGGGCCGCAAGGAAGAAGCUUCUAUCACCACCCAUUACUUCGCGGCCCUCUAGUGCAGGAUCGAAGAUGUGAGGUGGUCAGAGCGGGAAGGUGGAAUGCAUUUCAUAAAUCAUACCCUGUACGAAUAAUGGCAGACUGGCGUUCGAUAUUUCGUAUUGGAAGGCAGCACCAAGGUUCACACUUUGCAGUAUUGUUUCAAGCUGCGUCGCAACGCUUGUUGUUUUGUUUGAAUGGACAAGCUCCCAGUACAAUGUGUUCAUACAUUGCUAUUUUAACAUGGGC